AUGGUUUCAACAGUUUCUCCAGCAGAGUCUCUAGAAGAAAGAGUGAUGUACUGGAAUGCUCUCUUGAAGAACGAAGAAAUAGAGGAAGGCCUUGAGGACGCGCUCAUGGACGAUCUGCAGCUGGUCCUAGAGUCCCCCGAUGACGAGUACUCUCUUGCUCUGCUUGACAUACUGGUGCACUCGCUUCCUCUGGUAGAGUGCCCUUCUGUUGCUCUUGAUGCGAUACUGUCUCUUGUGUGCCUGGGCGGCUCUGUGGGUGUGCGCGCAUUCAAAGGCCUUAUUCUCCUGCACAGCGAGUACAGCGUAAACAUUGCGAAUAUAUACAGCCUGCUGUAUGAUCUGCUAACUAUUGACCUAUUUGCUACAGAGAGCGAUCUACUGGUGCUGCUAGUUAAUGAUCUGCUGUACAGCAGUAGCAUAUCUAUUAACGUGGUGCGGUCUUUCCUUAAGAGGCUGUCCUACAUUGCGAUUAGAGUGCACAUUACUACAGCAUACAAGAUACUUAACGUGAUAUCAGUCAUAUCCCACAAGCACAAGAACAGCAUGGUAAAGGUGCCCAAGCAGACAGCAAGCAGCAGCAAUGCCAAUAGUAGUAGUAGCAGCAUUAAGUCAAUCACGCAGUUAAUGAAUAACAACAAAAAUAACAGUAACAGUAGUAAUAGUGAGUUUAUUAGUGAUAAUAGGUCUAUAAGCAAUACUGGUGAUGCUAAUGCUGAUACCGCUGGGUCUAUCGAUGAGACUAGCAAUAACGAUUCUUAUGCUACACACAGUGUUAAUAAGAGUGAUAGGUCUACUGACUAUUAUCUUUAUGAGCUAGACCUAUUGAAAGAUCAUCCUAUACUUAGCACGUAUAUAAGAGAUAUUAAACAGAACAAGAUAGUAAAGAUAACAGAAGAGGAUAUAAAUAGAGGAGUGCUCAGUAUGCUACAGUAG
This is a messenger RNA of Nematocida minor, 933 nucleotides long. RefSeq lists its product as uncharacterized. Gene Ontology annotation, cellular component: nucleolus; Noc4p-Nop14p complex; small-subunit processome. Gene Ontology annotation, biological process: ribosome biogenesis. The coding region runs from base 1 to 933 and encodes 310 amino acids. The record is from RefSeq and is a predicted model, not a curated record. Lineage: Eukaryota; Fungi; Microsporidia. The transcript has a single exon.